AUGGCUGCCGCUGCCCGACCGAUUCAGGUCGGCGUGAUCGGCUACGGACUAUCAGCCCGGGUCUUCCAGAUCCCCUUUGUACUGGCGUGCAGUCGCCUGGUCUUGCGUGCUAUCGUGCAGCGCCACGGCGACGAGGCCCAGCGCGACCACCCGACCGCGACGAUCUACCGCGACGCCGCAGCACUCUUUGCCGAUGCCGCUGUCGACCUGGUCAUUGUCACGACGCCGCCGGUCUCGCACGUGACGCUGGCCUCGCAGGCGCUGGCUGCGGGCAAGCACGUCGUCGUGGAGAAGCCGUUUGCGCCGACGGCAGCCGACUGCGACCGACUGUUGGCCCAGGCCAGAGACAGCGGCCGGCUGCUGUCGGUGUACCAGAACCGGCGAUGGGACGGCGACUUUGUGACGCUGCAGGCACUCAUGGGCACUACACCCAAUCCACUCGGCCGCCUUGUCGAGUUCGAGAGCCACAUCGACCGCUUCGUCCCCCCUGGCCGGCCACCACAUGCGGCCUGGCUCGCUGAGUCAGCCCAGCCGACAACCGGGGCGCUCUAUGAGAUCGGCUCGCACCUGCUGGACCAAGCCGUCACGCUGCUCGGGCUGCCACAGCACGUGACCGGCUUCGUGGCCGCGCAGCGUGGCGGCAACGCCACCGCCCCCGACACGUUCACGGUGCUGCUGCACUACGCCGGUGGUCUGCUGGCGACGCUCAAAUCGAGCCCGGCCAGUGCCGAGACGGAGCAGCUGCGGUUUUGGGUGCGCGGCGAGCGGGGGUCGUACCGGAAGUACCACUUUGACCCCCAAGAGACCCAGGCCCUCGAACAGGGCCUCGGCCCUGGCGAUCCUGGCUUCGGCGUCGAGGACCCUGCCUUUGCCGGCCGGCUGACCGUCUACGGCGACGACGGCCAGCUGCACACAUCCACCGUGCCGGCCGUCUCGCCACCACCCACGUACACAUGCUACUACGACCUGCUGGCUGCGGCCAUCGACGGCACCGGUCCCGUGCCUGUGCCGGCCGAAGACGCCCGCAAUGCUGUCCGUCUCGUGGAGCUGGCACUUCAGAGCGCUGCCGAGGGCCGCACACUGGCUUGGGAGCCGUAG
Messenger RNA from Grosmannia clavigera kw1407, 1098 nucleotides. RefSeq names its product rossmann fold protein. NCBI's taxonomy places the organism in Eukaryota, Fungi, Ascomycota, Sordariomycetes, Ophiostomatales, Ophiostomataceae. The transcript has 2 exons. The coding region runs from base 1 to 1098 and encodes 365 amino acids. The record is from RefSeq and is a predicted model, not a curated record. Gene Ontology annotation, molecular function: nucleotide binding.